UUGAACUGAAAGUCCUUGUCCGAAUUGCAUGAGAAUAUUUUUAGUUGCAGCCAAUAACAAUCAUGGCGCCUUUUUCUGACAGACAAGUUGUGCUUUUGUUUGUUUGGAUUACAUGGGUCAAAUCGGGCAAUCUGUGCAUGUGUAAUGGAUAAAAGAUUUUCUACAAUUAUUAAAGAUGGGUGAUGGUUAGGUAAAGGAAUGGCGUCACUUGCGAAGAAGUCCCUCAAAAGGAAAUUAAGAAGGAUUUCAGAUGAUGGAGAAGACACUGAAAAUAUAAAGUCUGUGAAACUGGAAUCGAGCAUUGAUGGUGAUUCUGUGGAUAAGUGUGAUAAAGAUGAUGCCCGGCUCAGUGACUUUGUUGGUGAUGAGCCAAUCUGUGAUAAAGACACGCUUAGCAGGACUGAAUUGAAUACAGACACACCAGUGGAAUUAGCUGGUGGUAAAGCCAGUCAGUCAGUAAAAGAUGGAACUCUAAGGGCUCCCUCACCACAGUCAACCUCAGCAAGUACUAGCUCAGACACAGUGACAGAGGAAGAAAGAAAGAGGUUUGCCUUCAUCAGCCAACAGUUGGAUAUUCUGAAUACCCAAACUCACCCGUCCCCUUCUGUACAGACAAAACUGUUACCCAAAUCAUUGGCGAAGUCGGUGAAAUCUUCAACACAGGCUAAGAAGGUCAUCAAAAAGAAAGCGCUGAAAAUCAAAAUAGGACUAACAGAAAAGCAUAGACUUGCUGUUGUAAAGAAAGCCAUACUCAGCCCCAGGAAGCGAAACAAGCCAGUCUUAGAAACACCCCAGUCUCCCAGAGAAAAUUCAGAGGAAAGUGAUCAGGAGGAGUCAACUCCAUGUAGCACAAGUGCUUCAGGGGAGACAAGUGUGGAUGGUGAAACUGAUGAAGAUGGCCUUGAAAUUCGUGAAACAAAAGACAAAGUCGUACAGCUGGAGAAGAAGAUUGAAAAAAUGAUGCCUGUUCAUGUGAAAAGUAUUAUUGAUCGCCUUGUCAGUGAUGGAAGUGUUUUGGAAUUGGUCCAGAAUUCGCUGACUGAUGGCACAAGCCCUGACAGCAAAGAUUCUGGGUGUGAACCGAAACAGACCCGAUCCCAAACCAAAGUUGGUGAUUCUCUGUUUCCCUGGGUGCUGAGUCAGGCGAAGAAGGCCCUCUCCCCCAAACCUGGCAUCCUGGAUCUGACCUUCUCAGAGGAGGAAGAGGAAGAUGAUGAAUAUGAACCGGACAAGGAAACAGAGACUGAAGAGACAGACUCAGAGAGCAUGUUCUCACCGGAUAUGAUGGGCCGAGGCUCUCUUAGUCCACCUACCCCUUCAGCACAACCAUCUGACAGUGAUCAGUGUCAGAUUGGUGCUAAGGACAGUCCUGAGACCGUUGCCUUGAGAACACGGUCUAAGGUGACACUAACAGACAAGUCCCUGCAUGAGAUAGAGUCGACAUUUGUUGCUCCUGACAUCACCACUGAUAUGUAUCACACAGCUGUGGACGAUCCUGAGUGGACAGCAUUCCUCACUGGCCUACAAGCUCCGUCUCCUCCUGAGAGUGAAAACACACGAGACACAGUUGACGAUGAGAACAGCGACCCUGAGUAUAAUUUCCAGGCUGAGGCUGAAGUUGAAGAGCAGGAUACCGAGGACCUGCGUAAUGACAUUGCUACCAAAAUAUCAAAAAAAGAAUUGAGUGAACUUCUUGAUGAGCUCCUGACUGAACAUGUGGAAGGAGAACAGGAAGAAAAGGUUCCAAAAAAUAGAAAAGUAAAGGGAACCUCAAGUGGAAAUUCGAGUUCAUCUUCAGAAGGGAGGGCAGAUAGCAGUGAUCAGGAAGAUCUGGCUAAAGCUUGCCUGUUAUGGACCAGUGAAUCAGGGGAGCUAACUGAGUCUGACGAGGCUGGACUGGAAAUAGCUGAAGAUGUGGAGACAGACCUGGAUAAAAGGCUGGAAGCAGAGGCGCAGAAGAACAACCUGACAGCAAUCAAUGUUAAAAAUUUACUCCAUCACAUUGUAACCAAUGAACAUGUGCUGGAUAUGGUGCAGAACUCGCUGGCUUCUGAGAAAGAUCCAGAUGUCAAGGAAGCUGCCUAUGAACCAAAAAUGACGCGUUCCAAAACCAAAGUUGGCAGUGCUCAGCCUCUGUUUCCCUGGGUGAUGAGUCCUGGGAAGAAGCCGUCAGAGCCUAAGCCUAGCAUCAUGGACCUGAUGUUCUCUGAGGAAGAGGAUGAAGACGAGGACGAGGAGUAUGAGCCUGACAAGGAUACCGAGGCUAUGGACACUGACACUGAUAGUGUGGUCUCCUCUCGUAUGAGUGACUUCGGCUCCCCUUGUCCAACCACCCCGUCUACCCCAGGGUUUGGCUCUGCCCCGUACAAAGAUAGCAGCAGGUUUAGCAGAAAAGACUCAGAGGGGUUUCAGAGCCCGAUGAAUCCACCCUCAGGGACAGGAAGGCUGUCAGUGGCUCGUCAGCUUGGCAGAAAGUUUCAGGAUGCCAUGGACAAAGCUAAUGAUGAGGAUGGACCUGAGACUGUUGCUCAUAGAACCAGGUCUAAAGUUCCGCUGACAGACAAGUCCCUGUUUGAGCUGGAGUCCUCUUUUGUAGCUCCUGACAUCACAGCUGACAUGUACCAGAUAGAAAACCUACGAUCCCUUCUCGAGUUGUGCUUAAUGAUAGAAGUUGUUGACAUUGCAGAGAGUGAAGACACACAUGAUGUGGCUGACGAUGAAACCAGCGACCCUGAGUAUAACUUCCUGGCUGAGGCUGAGGAGGAAGAACCAGACAAAGAGGAUUUCCGUAAUGAUAAAGCCACCAAAGUCACAAAGAAGGAGUUGAAUGAAUUACUGGAUGAGCUGUUGAUAGCCUAUGGAGAUGGGGAAGAAGAGAAAGAUAAGAAGGAUUCUUGCAGGGUAUCUCAACCACCGCCUAUCCCCAGGCUACAGAAAACCCUUCCUUCUCCCGAGUCCAGCUGUAAGAUCAACAUGACUGCAGAUGAACGGAGCCAGCUCAACGAUCAGCUCAGAAAACAUGUUCAGCUGCUGACCCAAGUCUUCUUGCUGUGUCACAGAAGAGUGUCUCAUCAUAACUAUGCAAGAGGUGCAGAGUGUUCCUGCACUCUAAAUGAACUUAAGCAGUUGGGAUCCUGUGCAGGGCCCGGUAUAAAAUCAGCCUUUCACCCCAGGAACCUCAACUCAGCCUUAGAUCUAAUCAACAGCCCCCUUCCUCAGACUCGUGACCCUGAUCAACUGAUGAAGUUCAAAAAACCGAAGCCAGUGCGUGCACACCUAAAUGAUGAAGCGAUGACUAUUCUGAAGACAAACCCAACCUUCUACUAUCCUCACCUGCUCCCAGUGAGCAACUUUUUCUCUCAUCAUGUUGCCUGCAUGCAGAAAGUGGUGUUCACACCAGCAGAAGACAGAAUAAUUGCCAUGGGACUAGAAGAUUUCUCAGGCUGUGAGAAGAUUAAAUAUGAACUAAUACAGCGACAUCUUCUUCCUAGUAAAAGUGUUACUCAAAUUAAGUACAGAGUGAAAAACCAAGUGGCAAAGAAAGAUGAUAAUAUUAUUAAGACUUUCUGGAAGGACAACCUAUUACAGCAUUUCCCCAAGAGUACAGAACUGAACACUGACGAUUCUUUAGCACCGGAAUGGUACCAGCGUGCCUGUGAAAAGAUGCUAAAGGCUAGUCUAAAACGUCCUAGAGCCCACAGCAUAACUAGGUCCAAAAGUGUGCACAAGGAAGUCGAAAAGGCUUUAAAGAAACCCAAGAGAAGAAGGAGGCCAGCACAGUCAGCUCCAGUCAGCCCGGAUCUGCCAGCAAUGACAAUGGAGAAAUUCUCCCAGUCGGCUACAAUAUCUGAUGAGGUGAAAAAAUUGCUGAACCUUGACCCAGAAAGCAAAAGAUCUCCUGUGAUACAUUCGCUGUCCGUGAGUAAAAUUCCUGUGAAACUUGUCCAUCUGGGCGACAACAAAGCAGUUAUCUCCACUUUGUCCAGUGACCAACCCAUUGCAGCGCUUGAUGGGAGUUCAAAUGCAUUUAGUGCAGGACUAUCAGGAAUUUCUAUUCUGCCAGACGCUUCAAAAUCAGACAGUGGAUUAAAUAAAAGAGUAGCAGAUGAGAGGAGUGAAGUGCCCGUGAUAAAGACUUCAGACAUAACAUGUAUAGCACCAUCAUUUUUGAUAAAUCAAGCACCUGUGACAGCAUUCUCCUCUCUGACAACAUCAACUACCCUGUCCAGCGCACGCCUUAACGUUACAGGUGUCAGCACUAUGAUUCCGUUGUCAGCAGUGGCUUCAAAGUCUCCAAACUCAGGGGAGGCAACUCCAAGUAAAUCGCCAGCUCUCCCAAAACAGAGCGAGUCAUCCCCAAAUUCGGCGGGCAGGACUAAGUCGGCUGUUGAAAUCAUGGCUGCAGUGGCUCCAUUUCUGAGUUCCCCCAAGACAGCGCCUCCGAUUGAACUAGGUCAGAGGACUCCGACUAAGAAAAGUUCCCGUUCCAAAAAGUCGCGAGAGCAGUUGUCUCCUGGUGAGAAUCUUCCACGGCUUGUCCCGAGUCCCCACACAAGCCCCUCAAAACAACUAGUGCUGCCAUUUGUGCCGAGACACAAACAACGCAACAGUCCCAGAAGACAGCAGCUGAAACAGCAAGCUAAGGCAAUACUGCCCAAAGGUUUCAUCAUGAGGUCUGACGUAAUCUCACCUGUGAAGAAAGCAGCCUCCAAGGUGACGUCUAGGGCAAGGAAAGUUCAGAGAACUCUGCUGCCCAAGCUGGUGCCGAGUGGUAGCGUGGUUGUGGUGGAUGCUCGGCCACUAAAGGGUGAGGUGACAGAAGUGAUGGAGGUCAACAGUGAGUGUGAGACCCUGGAAUCUGAUGGGGACCCAGAACCAGGUGAGGACGUUACAGGUGAAGAAGGGACAGGUAAAGAUACACGGAUGACAGCCACGCCUAAAGGGAAAAAAACACUGAGGGAAAGUGGUGCAGUAAGCGGACAGCGAGAUAGUGCUGACAGCCAGAGCGAAGGGGAGGGGACAGGAGGAGUGCCGUAUGACAGUCAGACAGAGGAAGAGGAGGGCGGGGCAGAUGAUGGCAGUACUCACCUGCAGGAGCUGAUGGAGGCUAGCACCACCAUUAGGCAUCCAGUCUUCCCACCAAAGAAACAAGGCCUUAAGGACCGUCGGAGUAAAGCACAAAAACAUAAGGAUACAACCUUGGCCAUGCUUAACCCCGACAUUAUACAGGCUGAUCCAAUAAGAGAUGAUCGUGAUAUAGCCUUUGCACAAGCCUAUCUCAACAGCGUGAAGACAGCCUUAAAAGAUGACCAGGAGAAAUACGGCAAAUUUCUUCAAAUUCUGUAUGAGUUUGGGAAGAAUCAAGGUUCUCCUGUUCAGUUGUAUGAGCAGAUGAAGACCUUACUGAAGGAUCACCCAGAUCUGGUGGAGGAUUUCUCCGGCUUCCUUCUUCCAGAGCAGGCUGUCAAGUGUGGCUGUUACAUGGCUAACCAGCAGUACCACAAGGUCCGCUCCUUCCUCAGGAAACUAGAGAUACAUUUCGAAAAGCAUCCCAGUCACUUCCAGAAAAUCAUCAAGACGUUCUGCCAGUGGAAAUCGGGUCAAAGUUCGAGCGAGAUCCAGACGCUUCUCCUGCCCUUGCUGAAAGGUCAACAGCAUCUCCUGGAGGAAUUUUCCCUGUUCUUUGAGAACGAGAGACCCCCUGAGAGUCACAUGACGGACUAUGAGGAAAUUGACCUUUGUGACAGUGACCAGGAUGAAGACCGCUACCUCGACGGCUUUGAGGAGGUGGAACUCUCAGAUGAGGCUGACCACCACGGCACCAAACGCUGCGAGUGUAAAUGUCACGACACUAAGACAGACGCCAAGUUCUUCAAGAGAAAGAAACAUUGCAAUUCCUGUGGCUUGAAGAUAAUCGGAGGGAAGCUGUACUUCCGGACGACGGGUAAGAAUCUGGUGCCUGCAGUGGUCGUGUAUCACAAAUCCUUCUGGAUGGAUGAGCAGAGACAGUCGGCAGAGGUGAACAGCUGUACCCUGUACAACAAGGACAGCAGCUCAGCACUGAUGUCUGUGGAGAACAUCGCAGAGGAGAACGGUCUCCUGAAUAAACUGCCUCACAAACUGCAACCCGAGCGACCACCUGUGCGCAAACGCAUCAAACCAAUCACGUUGCGAGCUGUCCCACAAGGAGGCGGGUUUAUAGCCUUAGAUGACCUUGGUGAAACACAGGACAGUUCCUCUGUAUCCUGGAUUCCUGUGAUCCAGUCAGACUCUGGUGGGAAAACCCCAGAGACUAGGACGAAGACUGUUACAAUAGGAGAAACAGGUGCCAAAAGUUUACAGGAUGGCGCUGGCAGGUUACCUGGUAAAAGUGAUACCCCUAGGACUGAGGGUUCAGUAAGAGAACCCAGUGUGAAGACAGGCACUGUGGUGGGUAGAACUGAUGUUAAGACUGCUGAUGUUCGGGUGAUACCACCACUAGUAGCUGAGGUUAUACAACCACCAAGUGAGGUUGUGUCAGCACCAUGUGAGGUUGUGCUAUCCACACCUGUGAGUGGUACAGUUAGUGAUUGUCUCUCUUCUAACUCUGGAGUGUCGUUCAGCACUUCAGCCUUCUUUCCCAGUCCUUCUAAAGACAGCAACAGCAGCAGUGAUAUACUGGCUAAGGCCAUGAAGGUUGCUCAUGUGACUAACAGUGAUACAGAACUUUCCUCGGAUCAGUCACUGAUGGCCAAGCUGCAAGGUAAACCAUCCACAACAGGGGCUUGUGAACCAGGGGAGAUAACUGCCGAGAGCAUUUCCAGGACUGGCUUGUCAUCAUAUCCUAUUCCAGAUUCAAGUCAAGGGACACAAGAACCGACAUGGACGAAGGCUGCUGAUCGCCUGAUCCUGGAGAUGUGUAAAUGCACAGGUCCCUCCGAUGCAACCUUCCAGGGCAUUGCUAAACAGUUAACAGACAGGACAGAAACACAGGUACGGGAGAGGUUUGGAGAGCUGAUGAGCCUGUUGAUGAAGAGCCAGCAGCAGGGUGGGGCACGUACAGGGGAGGCUGGGUCCUGACCCAGCACAACAUAAGACUUUACUUGAUCUUUUAAGACAAAGUCUGGAUUUGAAUGAAAUUCUCGGCUGAACUCGUGCAUACUCGCAUGCUUUUCAUUAUAUUAAAAUAAUCUUAACUGCUUACAGUAUAAUGUGUACAUAUUUACAUUUUGAUAAAAGUAAUCAUCUUGCACUGGUCUUAUCAUCAAGGCUGAAAACUGCCUGAACUGAUCAACAGUUUGAUCAGAAGUCUUCAUCUUGCACCGGUCUUAUCAUCAAGGCUGAGAACUGUCUGAACUGAUCAACGGUUUGUUCCUCUAGUCCAAGUACUGGUACAUCUCACCUCCACAUUCACACUUGUACAUAAUCCAUACUCAUCCACCAUUUCUGCUGUUAAAGCCGAUUGCUACUCAGUAGUUUUAUUUAAAUAAACAUGACUUUGUCAAACA
Molecule: messenger RNA, 7487 nt
Organism: Liolophura sinensis
Lineage: Eukaryota; Metazoa; Mollusca; Polyplacophora; Chitonida; Chitonidae
Product: GON-4-like protein
Exons: 36
Coding region: 199-7059 (2286 amino acids)
Biological process (GO): regulation of DNA-templated transcription
Cellular component (GO): nucleus
Molecular function (GO): transcription coregulator activity
Source: RefSeq, a predicted model, not a curated record